Molecule: messenger RNA, 822 nt
Organism: Gymnodraco acuticeps
Lineage: Eukaryota; Metazoa; Chordata; Actinopteri; Perciformes; Bathydraconidae
Product: protein ANTAGONIST OF LIKE HETEROCHROMATIN PROTEIN 1-like
Exons: 3
Coding region: 1-822 (273 amino acids)
Source: RefSeq, a predicted model, not a curated record
AUGACCAAAGACGCGUUCGACGAGUUGCUCGGAAAAGUCGGUCCACUGAUUGCAAAGGCAGACACCCGUAUGCGUUUGUCAAUCGGACCCGCCGAGCGACUCGCCAUCUGCCUACGGUACCUGGCAACCGGUGACUCGUACAGGACCAUAGCAUUCAGCUAUCGGGUCGGGCAUGCAACAGUGGCUGUCAUCGUCAAGGAGGUUGCGGGUGCCAUCUGGACCGCGCUGGUCGAGGAGACCAUGCCGGUACCACAGACGGAGGACUGGAGAGCCAUCGCUGCUGGGUUCCAGGAGCGCUGGAACUUUCCAAAUUGCGUUGGUGCCAUUGAUGGGAAGCACGUGGUGAUCCAGGCUCCGGCAAAUUCUGGGUCCCUCUACUUCAACUACAAGUCCAGCCCCUCCUUGGUACUGCUGGCAGUCGUGGAUGCUGAGUACCUCUUCAGGGUAGUGGAUGUCGGAGGUUUUGGAAGGAGCAGCGACGGUGGGAGCCUGCGGAAUUCCGCUUUUGGAGAGAGCCUCAGAGAUGGCAGUCUGCAGCUACCACCUGAUACCGUCAUCCCAGGAGCAGAGCGGCUCGGCCUUCUUCCCCAUGUGUUUGUUGGAGAUGAGGCUUUUCCGCUGCUGGACAACCUGCUGCGUCCGUUCCCUGGACGUCAGCUCACGCGUGAAAGGAGGCUGUUCAACUACCGCCUCAGCCGGGCCAGGAAGACAAUAGAAAGGUCAUCACGCACACCUGUCGUCCCUGUCGUCGCAGAGUCGAGUGAUGAAGCUCCAACCCUGCGCGAUGCACCUAUGAUGGGCUCAAACAACGCCACACGCUGA